Molecule: messenger RNA, 339 nt
Organism: Prunus armeniaca (apricot)
Lineage: Eukaryota; Viridiplantae; Streptophyta; Magnoliopsida; Rosales; Rosaceae
Source: the annotation of a GenBank genome assembly
AUGGGAGAGGGGAGAAAUCUGGAGGAAAGGAGAGAGAGUUGUCGAGUGCACUCUUCUCUUGGUUCAGUGUCUUUCUUUUUGGUCCCCCCUCAGCAAAAGGAAAGAGUCCCUUUUGUAGGAGAACAACAAUCGACUUCUAUCCUUGGGCUUGCCGACGUGGCAGCCCCAUUAGAGGCCCACCCAAGUGAGGUCAAACCAUGCGUUAAUAAGCCCCCCAGUCCUCAGUAUAAUAGUAGCUUCUUUGGCUGGGGACUUCACAAGUCCAUAGAAGGGUUUGGCCAAGCUGAACAGUUUGUCGGAGUUAGUGAGGCCAAGCCGAGCACAUAUAUGAAGAUAUAA